AUGUUCCUUUCAACGCCUCUAUCUGGAGAACUUGGGAGCGAAAGCGGGAAUAGAAAGGCAGUAUACGAAGUAUUUCAACUUGAUAAGAGGCUGGCUCAAGCUUUAAAUACUAGGAACCUUCAAUUCAGCUCCUGGCCAUCUUCACCCCAUCCCAUCCCACACUGCCUCUGCCCUUUGCCCUCUUCUUUGCAGCAAGCAGCACACAUCCAACCUGCAAUAAAACUAUUCCAUCGAUACCCCGAAGCUGCUCCUCGAACCUCGACAAUCAUGUUCAACUACCUGGUGGAGAAGGACCGCAAAACCAUCAUUGAGACUCUCGUCAAAGGCCUCUCCCGUCUCGAAUACAGAGGAUAUGACAGUGCUGGUCUCGCCGUGGACGGAGACAAGAAGAAUGAAGUCUUCGCUUUCAAGGAGGUCGGAAAGGUGGUCAAGCUGAAGGAGCUCAUUGCGAUGGAGAAGCCAGACAUGACCAAGAUCUUCGACUCGCACGCUGGUAUCGCACACACCAGAUGGGCAACCCAUGGCCCCCCAUCCAGACUCAACUGCCAUCCUCACAGAUCCGACCCAACUUGGGAAUUUUCUGUCGUCCACAACGGUAUCAUCACGAAUUAUAAGGAACUGAAGACACUCUUGACUUCGAAGGGCUUCAAGUUUGAGACCGAGACCGAUACCGAAUGCAUUGCAAAGCUUGCAAAGUACAUUUACGAUUCCCAGAAGUCAAUUGGCUUCACAGAUUUGGCAAAGGCUGUAAUCAAGGAGUUGCAGGGAGCUUUCGGUUUAUUGAUGAAGUCGGUCCAUUUCCCACACGAGGUUAUUGCUGCUCGGAAGGGCUCCCCCUUGGUGAUCGGUGUCCGCACGGAGAAGCGCAUGAAGGUCGACUUUGUUGAUGUCGAGUACACCGAGGAUGGACCUCUCCCAGCCGAGCAGGCAUCCCAGAACGUUGCAUUGAAGAAGUCCAAUGUUGGAAACUUCCUCGCAGCCGGCAACCUUCUUGGCCCCCCCGACAAGUCCUUAUUGCACAGAUCGCAAUCCCGAGCAUUCAUGACCGACGAUGGGGCACCAAUGCCUACCGAGUUCUUUCUCUCCUCCGACCCUUCUGCUAUUGUCGAGCACACCAAGAAGGUUAUGUACCUCGAGGACGAUGAUAUUGCCCACAUUCACGAGGGAUCCCUCAACAUCCACAGACUUACUAAGGCUGAUGGAUCAUCGAACGUCCGAACCAUCCAGACCCUUGAGCUUGAGCUUCAAGAAAUCAUGAAGGGAAAAUUCGACCACUUCAUGCAAAAGGAGAUCUUCGAACAACCCGAAUCCGUUGUCAACACAAUGAGAGGUCGCAUCGAUGUGGAGAACAAGACUGUCACCCUCGGUGGCUUGAGAUCAUACAUUGCUACCAUCCGUCGUUGCAGAAGAAUCAUCUUCAUCGCCUGCGGAACCAGUUACCACUCCUGCAUGGCCGUUCGUGGAGUCUUCGAGGAGCUUACUGAGAUCCCGAUCGCCGUCGAGCUAGCUUCUGACUUCCUGGACAGACAAGCGCCAGUUUUCCGUGACGAUACUUGCGUGUUCGUCUCUCAGUCUGGUGAGACUGCCGAUUCGCUCAUGGCUCUCCGCUACUGCUUGGAGCGUGGUGCUUUGACUGUCGGUAUUGUCAACGUAGUCGGUUCCUCCAUCUCCCUCCUCACCCAUUGUGGUGUCCACGUCAAUGCGGGUCCCGAAAUCGGUGUUGCAUCCACUAAGGCCUACACGUCUCAAUUCAUUGCUAUGGUCAUGUUCGCGCUCUCCUUGAGCGAGGACCGUGCAUCCAAGCAAAAGAGACGAGAGGAUAUUAUGCAGGGUCUGGGAAUGAUCUCAGAGCAGAUCAAGCAGAUCUUGGAGCUCGACCAACCAAUUAAGGAACUGUGUGCCAGAACAUUCAAGCACCAGAAGUCUCUUCUCCUCUUGGGCCGAGGCAGCCAGUUCUCCACUGCGCUCGAGGGUGCGUUGAAGAUCAAGGAAAUAUCCUACCUCCAUUGUGAGGCUGUCAUGUCUGGAGAGUUGAAGCAUGGUGUCUUGGCUCUGGUUGACGAGAACCUCCCUAUCAUCAUGAUUCUUACCCGCGACGACAUAUUUGCUAAGUCUCUUAACGCUUACCAGCAAGGUAUGGUACACUUUCCUACAUACAGGUAUUUCGCUAACAAGUUUCCAGUCAUCGCCCGCGGCGGAAAACCCAUAGUCAUUUGUAACCCCGGCGAUGAGGAGUUCAAGGCUGGCCAAGCCGAGAAAAUCGAGAUCCCCAAGACCGUCGACUGCCUGCAGGGUCUUUUGAACGUCAUCCCGCUCCAACUGAUGGCCUACUGGCUCGCCGUCGCCGAGGGUCUGAACGUCGAUUUUCCCCGCAACUUGGCCAAGUCGGUGACAGUGGAGUGA
This is a messenger RNA of Drepanopeziza brunnea f. sp. 'multigermtubi' MB_m1, 2403 nucleotides long. The record is from RefSeq and is a predicted model, not a curated record. Lineage: Eukaryota; Fungi; Ascomycota; Leotiomycetes; Helotiales; Drepanopezizaceae.